This is a messenger RNA of Drosophila nasuta, 911 nucleotides long. It is a transcript of the gene RpLP0-like, whose product is annotated as ribosomal protein LP0-like. Bases 103 to 849 code for a protein of 248 amino acids. Gene Ontology annotation, molecular function: RNA binding. Gene Ontology annotation, biological process: nuclear-transcribed mRNA catabolic process; rRNA processing; ribosomal large subunit biogenesis. NCBI's taxonomy places the organism in Eukaryota, Metazoa, Arthropoda, Insecta, Diptera, Drosophilidae. The transcript is spliced from 3 exons. The record is from RefSeq and is a predicted model, not a curated record. Gene Ontology annotation, cellular component: preribosome, large subunit precursor; nucleolus.
UAUUUCUCGCGGUCACACAGCUUUCAUCGUUGCGGUCGCACGUGUUUACUAGUGUGUUUAAAUUUCAGAUCAUCAAGUUAGAAAUAUAUAAAAACUGCUACAAUGCCGCGCUCGAAACGUGAUAAGAAAGUGUCCCUAACGAAGACAGACCGCAAGGGUUUGGCAUGGAAACAGCGGAUCAUCGAAGAUAUUCGGGUUUGCGUUGAGAAGUAUCCCAACAUUUUCGUGUUUCAGGUACAGAAUAUGCGUAAUAAUCUGCUUAAAGAUCUGAGACAGGAGUGGAAACGCAACUCACGUUUCAUCUUUGGCAAAAACCGCAUAAUGCAAAUCGGAUUGGGUCGCAAUAAAGCUGAGGAAGUGGAGACGGGCAUUCACAAGCUUUCGAAGCGUCUUAGUGGUCAAGUGGGUCUGUUAUUUACGGAAAAGUCAAAAUCAGAAGUUCUGGAAUGGGCCGAAAACUAUUGGGCUGUAGAAUAUGCUCGCAGUGGUUUUAAAGCAACUGAAACUGUUACUUUGCCAGCCGGGCCACUUGAGGAAUUCGCUCACUCCAUGGAGCCACAUUUGCGUUCAUUGGGACUGCCCACGAAGCUCGAAAAGGGCAUUGUAACCAUCUACAGUGAUUACACUGUCUGCGAGGAGGGCAAGGUACUGACCCCAGAGCAAGCACGUAUCCUGAAAUUGAUUGGGAAACCUAUGGCCAAGUUUCGCCUGACUAUGAAGUGCUCGUGGACAAAGGCCGAUGGCUUCCAGCUGUAUGUUGAGGAUGAUGUACAGGAGGAUACAGCGGAAACCCCAAUGGAAGAGGAUGAAGAUAACGAAGAUGAUGAUGACGAGGACGAGGAGGAAUGAAUUAAUAGCUAAUAAUUGCAAAUAGAAGUUAAGUUUAUGAAUAUGUAUAUAAUUAUAUAUAU